Catharus ustulatus (Swainson's thrush) is the source of this 1463-nucleotide messenger RNA. It is a transcript of the gene DNAJB11, whose product is annotated as DnaJ heat shock protein family (Hsp40) member B11. NCBI's taxonomy places the organism in Eukaryota, Metazoa, Chordata, Aves, Passeriformes, Turdidae. The record is from RefSeq and is a predicted model, not a curated record. Gene Ontology annotation, cellular component: endoplasmic reticulum. Gene Ontology annotation, biological process: protein maturation; protein folding. The transcript has 10 exons. The coding region runs from base 59 to 1135 and encodes 358 amino acids. Gene Ontology annotation, molecular function: misfolded protein binding.
AGCUGCUCGGACGCGCCGCUCCCGCCGCUCCCCCUCAGCCGGCAGGGCCGGGCCCGCCAUGGCCCCCGCCUGGAUCGGCCGCCUCUGCCUCCUCCUGCUGUGCCUCUGCGGGGAGGCCGCCGCGGGGAGAGAUUUCUACAAGAUCCUGGGGGUGUCCCGCGGCGCCUCCAUCAAGGACAUCAAGAAGGCCUAUCGCAAACUGGCGCUGCAGCUCCAUCCCGACAGGAACCCCGACGACCCUCGGGCGCAGGAGAAGUUCCAGGACCUGGGCGCUGCCUACGAGGUGCUGUCAGACGAGGAGAAGAGGAAGCAGUACGAUGCCUAUGGAGAGGAGGGCCUGAAGGAUGGGCACCAGAGCUCCCACGGAGACAUCUUCUCCCACUUCUUUGGGGACUUUGGAUUCAUGUUUGGAGGAAACCCACGGCAGCAAGACAGGAAUAUUCCCCGAGGAAGUGACAUCAUCGUGGACCUGGAGGUCACACUGGAGGAGGUGUAUUCUGGAAACUUUGUAGAAGUUGUCAGGAACAAGCCAGUGGCAAGACAGGCACCUGGCAAACGGAAAUGCAACUGCAGGCAGGAGAUGAGAACCACCCAGCUGGGGCCUGGGCGCUUCCAGAUGACUCAGGAAGUUGUUUGUGAUGAAUGUCCCAACGUCAAGCUGGUGAAUGAGGAGCGGACGCUGGAAGUGGAGAUAGAGCCAGGGGUGAGGGAUGGCAUGGAGUAUCCCUUCAUUGGGGAAGGCGAGCCCCACGUGGAUGGGGAGCCAGGAGAUUUGCGCUUCCGAAUAAAAGUUCUUAAGCACCCAGUGUUUGAAAGGAGAGGAGAUGACUUGUACACAAACGUGACAAUCUCGCUGGUCGAGGCACUGACGGGCUUUGAGAUGGAUAUUGCCCACUUGGAUGGGCACAAGGUUCACAUCGUGCGGGAUAAAACCACAAAACCCGGCGCCAAGCUGUGGAAGAAGGGAGAAGGGCUUCCAAACUUUGAUAACAACAACAUCAAAGGCUCCCUCAUCAUCACCUUCGAUGUGGAGUUCCCCAAGGAGCAGCUGACAGCUGAGCAGCGGGAAAGUCUCAAGCAGCUGUUGAAGCAAGGAUCAGUGCAGAAGGUCUACAAUGGAUUGCAGGGAUAUUGAUGUGUGGAAAAAUUGGACUUCCCUGGAAAUGCAAAGUCAGAAUUGUUUGAGGUCUUUUCUCCUGCCCACUGUAGAAGGGGGAAGAGGGAGGGGGGCAAUGACUGAGGUUUAGCUCAUCUUUGGUUUGUAAAUUAUGGAAGUACUCAGAGUUUGGGGAAAUACUUUUUCAGGACAUAACUGGUGCUGCCUAUCAUGUUCCACGUCCUGGAACAACAGAGAUUCCUUGAGCAGGAAAACAUAGGUGGGGGAAAGGAGUUUUAAAUUCCACACAGAUUGGAAUUUCUGGUUUUUAAAUAUAUUUUGAUGUGACUUUUCUUGGCCAUCUCAA